AUGCCUGGAGCUGAAGACGACCUGAGACUACAAACCGCAGCUGCUAAAGACCACUGUCUUGCAACGCCGCGAUUUACCAAGAACUCUGCAUUUUCAGGCCCGAGCAGCGUCGCUAGUGCCAAGAGCUAUCAAUCGAGUGAGCUGGGCGUGGACGCGGACCUCUUUGGCGUCGAGUGUACGGACAGUGAAAUCCUUGAGGGGCUAAACGACGGGGAGAUGACGAUCAUGAAUGACGACGAUGCGGAUCUGAGCGAGGAGGAAGAGGAAGUUAUGGAGAACUCGAUUGACUUUUCGGUCAAUAGGGCCACCGUGACACGCGCGGGGGUUAUUCCGUGCUGUGUGUUUGUGGGCAGAGUGCGCUGGGGCACUACGGACUGGGAGAUUUACUUUGGACAGAAACAGCUACUGCGACUGCAUCUGCACUUACACUUGCACUGUCUCCUUCACCACCGUAGACUUAUGCAAGGUGUGCAUCUGCCAUGGACGAUUUGGCGUGAGAAGCGAGCCGAAAAACGAGUCGAGGACGUGUAUGUGGUGCAGGACUAUAUCAGGGAGCUACUGAAAGACAGGAACUUGCGAAACUCUGAACCGUUGUUGUCGUUCUUGGAGGUGAGCCCGUCGCGAGCGAUGUUGCGGCUUGGGCCGUCGCUUAAGGAAGGGUAUGUGCACAUGCGCAUCAACGGACCGUUUCAGCUACCGCUGUAUACUUGCUUCAAUCGCACAAUUGAGGCAUUGUACCGGCAUUUGUACCGUGCUUGGAUGCGUAUAGCUUUUGUGUCAGCUAUCGUGGGCUUCAUUUUUCCAGUCUGCCUUGUGAUUGUGACGAGUCUCCCCACGUUCUUUUCUCCUCAAAAGGAGCUGGUGAAAUCGGAUUCGGGCGCGAAAGAGGUGUCGACAAAGUUGAACACGGCUGGCGUUUUCUUGGGCCUUGCUGUUCUAGCAGGCAUCAUCUUUUUUGCCGGGUUCGUUUACAAGUUUUUUCAGCAUCGCCUUGGUGUCAUCCGGCGAUGGGUUGUCCUGAAACCGUCGUGCUUUGCCGCAUACCGCAAUCGGAACGACCGAGAGCCAAGCGAGGUGUUCCUGUUCGACAAGACAUUUACGGCAAGGAAAGGAAGUUACAGGCAAGGAGUGAGCUGGAUGCCGAGUGGUCUAGUCGUUGGCAGCAAAGCUGGUGAUAUCGAAAUCGAUACGGGACAUUACUACACUCGACUAACAGCUUUUGUCGCUCUGAUGGGAGUUUGCUAUGGCAUCAUGCGUCUAUCCAAUAGCAUUUAUGACUUUGAGGACCUCACGCUGGAUAAGAGCCUCGGUGUGCCGAUCGCGAAUGCUUCGGGAUACGAAAAUUGGAAUACGAGUAGCGAUAUUGAAUACUGCGGCUAUUACUUUACGGUACCCGAAGGCAGAACGGUCUACAUCGAGAGUAAGGGUAACAACGCUGUUAUUUCGCAGCUCCAGAUGCCGUCCUCCAAUUCGAUGACCGCAAACCUCGGAUAUUUUUGGCAAAGUGAUAGCAUGGGGUACAGUUUGAACGUGAUCACGAACGCGGUUGGGGCAGGCACGAUGGUGAGUGUGGUGAAGCCAAUCGACGCAACGAACGAUCGCUUUUUUGCAUCGGGCCUGAAUUACACGCUGGAAAGUAUUGGGAGCUUGACGCUGGAGGGCGUUGGCACUGACCUUGACGUGCAACAAUUUGGCAACAUCGGCAGUUUGUGUGCGAUACCCGUGCGCAUUUCGCCUCUCACAUGGCGGUCGUACAUCUACUACCUGCUGUUCCUGUUUGCAGGCGGUAUCAUCGCACCAGUGGUUGGCUUUUUGGCUAACUAUUUUGUGACGUACCUUGGUAUAUGGCAUCCGCACGUGCGCAGAGACCAUUGGUAUCGAUGUGUGUGUCGCCUGCAGAAGCUCAAGCGCCAGGAGUCUUCCACGCGGUUUGACUCCUUCGCCCCGCGGCACAUUAGCGCUCUGGGCGACGACGAUAGCGCCAUCGUUAGUGCUAAAGCGAAGGCCGCAAGCUUGCCGUUUCGAAGCAACCCGACUAGUGCAAUCAACCAGGUGGUGGAGUCGGUAUCUAAACUGGACCCGGAAAGUACCGCUUGUAUGGGCACCGGGAAUUUAGCUUCGUCAUCUGGGCGCGUGGACAGCAGCACCCAAUCCGAGGAAAUGCUUGAAGCACCGCCUCCAAGCCCUAGUGCUGUCAGCUGGCAUGUGGACGCAGAAGACACGUACGAAGCGAUGUUUAACGCAAUCUCUGGCGCAAAAUACGAGAUUCUGAUUGCUGGAUGGUGGGUGUGUCCGGACUUGUUCUUGCUCCGUCCGGGUCGGAAGUUACACCCACGUGACCUUGACGAUGAUUCUGACGAGCAGCAAGUGAACAAGACGAUGCUGCGCCAGCUGCUGAUGAAGAAAGCUGAGGCUGGUGUCAAAAUCUACGUGCUUAUUUAUCGCGAAGUGAAGCUGGCGCUUACUCUGAACAGCGCAUAUACAAAGCGCAGUCUGAUGGUGCAUCCUAACAUUCGGGUUUUGCGUGAUCCGAUUUUCCAGAUCCAAAGUCUGGGGUUCUGGUCGCACCAUGAGAAGAUUGUGUGUAUUGAUCAGUCUUUGGCAUUUGCGGGUGGACUGGAUCUGUGUUUCGGCCGAUACGACCACAGUGGACACCCUAUCAGCGACCCUAGCAACGAUCCUGUCUGGCGAGGCAAGGACUACUCGAAUCCGAUCAUCAAGGACUUUGUUCGGGUAAACAAACCGUUCGAAGACCUUAUCGACCGGCAUUCUCAACCCCGAAUGCCUUGGCAUGACGUUCAUUGCAGUAUUUCUGGUCCGCCCGUUCAGGAUGUAGCUUUCCACUUCAUCCAGCGUUGGAACUUUGUGUGUUCGAAAAACGACUACCAGCUUCGAACUGGUUGGUGCAUAUGCUUUCGUUCGCGGCGGUUCAAGUUCUUGCCGAAAUGCCUCGUGCCAAUGGACUUCAACGGAUGGACACUGCAGUACCCAUCGUCGGAACCGGAAGCGCUGCGGGAUGGGUCUUCACGAUCAACCAUUCCUGUCGUUCGUGAGGACUCGUUGACUAUGGAACCGUUCCAAGUGGUACAAUCGACGAACCCCAUGUACCCGUGCACUGCCUCGGGUCCGCAGUGGCCACCGACCACUUCAUUGCAUCCGCUGAACCCGAUGCGGCCACCCUUCACGAAUGUGUCGACGACCCCGGGCCAACUGGACGAUGGGGAGGUGAUGCGCGCUCAGCGUGGCGAGUCAAUACUCCAAGUGUUUCAUCCAAACGCUAGUAUUUGCAACGUCCAGGUGUGCCGCUCAGUGUCUAUGUGGUCGGCUGGCGUGCCCACGGAGGCGAGCAUCCAGGCUGCCUACAUGGAUAUGAUCGCAAAGUCGAAGCACUUUUUGUACAUUGAGAACCAGUUCUUUAUUUCGGGAAUGGACGGCAACGGGAUCGUACGCAACCGGAUCCUGCAAGCGUUGGUCGAUCGUAUCGAGCGUGCCGUGCUGCGUGACGAGAAAUUUCGGGUCUAUGUGGUUAUGCCACUGCUUCCGGCUUUCGAGGGUAACGUGCGCAGCCACGAGCUCACGAACCUUCACGCGGUUAUGCAUUGGCAGUUUGCGACCAUCUGUCGAGGUCGCUACAGCCUUUUCGAGGCGCUAACUAGCGUGACAAACCACCCCGAGAACUACGUGGUUUUCUUCGGAUUGCGACAAUAUGGCAUCAUGCCAAAUGGAUGCGUGUCAACCGAGCAGAUCUACAUUCACAGCAAGCUCAUGAUCGCCGAUGACCGGUGCGCUAUCAUCGGUAGUGCUAACAUCAAUGACCGCAGUAUGAACGGCGAUCGUGACUCAGAGAUCGCGCUUGUUAUCGAGGACAUGCAGUAUGAAGACGGCCUCAUGAACGAGAAGCCGUACCGACGAGGGGUUGCGGCCAGUAAGCUUCGGCUACAGCUAUUCCGCGAGCACCUAGGUCUGUCCGAUGACGACAACUGUGUCGCGGAUCCAGUGUCCGAUCGCACAUGGCAAUCCAUUAAAUCGACCGCCUCGAACAACACCAAGAUUUUCGAGGCUGUGUUUGACUGCGCCCCGUCCAACCGCAUGCGCGCGUUUGUGAAUUUCCAGAGUAUCGAAGUGACGCAGAUCUUUGAGAAUCAGCGUAUGAAUGUGCUGAAGGUGCCGGGGCGAUCGCACUUGUGGGAUGCAAACAACCUGAAGGAGGGAGACUACGCGCCUUGGACCGACGUCAACGGUGUGCCUAUUGCGGCAGACCGCGUGGAUCUGAACGACUUUGAGGUGGACAACCUCAGGGACCGGAAGAAGAAGUUGUUCUCGAUGGACCACGACGGCUGGUGCUACGCGCGCAACUUUUCCGUUUUCCAGGAGGUUCGUACGAUGAAGACUGACUACAAGAAACGCGAGAAGCUGCAGCAUCUUGUAGCCGAUCGGCUAAUGGCUCAAGUCCGGCGGCGUCGGUGGGUCAAGAAGGGGUUGCUGCCGCCACGUCCUGACGCUCGCGACAGCUCUUAUAGCCUAGCUAGUGACGAAGAGGAGCACGGGCGGUUCCACUCCAUUUGGCGAAGGCUUCAGCAAGGAGACUUCAGUCGCUCGAACUCUGUCAGUAUGACCCCGACGAGUCGCAGUCAAUUGGACUCAGGAGGUGGAAUGACUGACAGCUUGGCUGCCGAUGACAUGACUCGUGGUCGCCAGCUGUACAACCCGGUGUCUAUGCCGUCAGAUGGCUCGGCACUGGUGGCAGAUACUGCUACAUCGUCGCGGCCUGCCGUGCUCGGUGACACUGCGUCGUAUCCAAAUACCCCAAGCUCCCGGUCGGCACCUCGAAGUCCGUUUGUUAGCGCGCUCGUAAGCAAGCCCCGCUGUGUGCGCAGUGCACGCACGUCACCUGUCCGAAGUGCGGGUGGCGGGGCUCAAACUUGCACCAAUGCACGAAGCGCGCGCGGUAGCUUUCACGGUUUGUUUAGUGUCGGUGGCAAUCGACAGCCCGGUACAGAUGACGAAUCGAGCGAAGCAGGCAGCGAGUACGGAGGAGCGCACAGCAUUCGCGCGUCACUCAGGCGAUGGUAUUCCACGAUGGACGUGUUGGACUUCAGCCGUCGCUCAAAGUUCAACGCCGAGUACUUUGACACGAGUGAGGACAAUGUGGACGGCGACGAUUCGCUACUGGAGGAUGGCCGAACGAGCUACCACGCAGCUACUCGGGAAGGUCUGCUGACUGAAGGAGAUGGCGAAGAAGAUGAAGACGAAGACGCCGACUGCCAGAUAAGUCACGUGCAGACAGCUGCCACGGUCCGCAAGGAGGACGAGACGCGAGCUCGUGGUCAGCUGUCGGAGAUCCGCGGCCACCUCGUGGAGUUCCCGCUCGAAUUUUUGGUCGAAGAGAUUCUCAAGCCGUCGGUCUUGCCUGCCGACAUUCAUAUUUAA
Hyaloperonospora brassicae is the source of this 5430-nucleotide messenger RNA. Lineage: Eukaryota; Oomycota; Peronosporomycetes; Peronosporales; Peronosporaceae. The record is from the annotation of a GenBank genome assembly.